Messenger RNA from Nannospalax galili (Upper Galilee mountains blind mole rat), 7454 nucleotides. It is a transcript of the gene Muc2, whose product is annotated as mucin 2, oligomeric mucus/gel-forming. The transcript is spliced from 52 exons. Gene Ontology annotation, cellular component: extracellular matrix. NCBI's taxonomy places the organism in Eukaryota, Metazoa, Chordata, Mammalia, Rodentia, Spalacidae. The record is from RefSeq and is a predicted model, not a curated record. Gene Ontology annotation, molecular function: protein binding.
AUGGGGCUGCCACUAGAUCGCCUGGUGGCUGUCUGCCUGGCCCUGGCCUUGGCCAGGGGCUCAGAGCUUCAGGAAGAACCCAGAACCCGAAACCAUGUCUGCAGCACUUGGGGCGACUUCCACUACAAAACCUUUGAUGGCGAUGUCUUCCGCUUCCCCGGCCUCUGCGAUUACAACUUUGCUUCCGACUGUCGGGACUCUUACAAGGAAUUUGCCGUGCACCUGAGGCGGGGCCCGGGCCAGGCGGGGGGCCACCCCCGGGUGGAGUCUGUUCUGAUCACCAUUAAGGACGACACCAUCUACCUCACCCAGAAGCUGGCAGUGGUGAAUGGGGCCAUGGUCAGCACCCCGCACUACAGUUCUGGACUGCUCAUUGAGAAGAACGAUGCCUACACCAAAAUCUACUCCCGUGCUGGCCUCUCCCUCAUGUGGAACCGGGAAGAUGCGCUCAUGGUGGAGCUGGACAGCCGUUUCCAAAACCACACCUGUGGCCUCUGUGGGGACUUCAAUGGCAUGCAGACCUAUUAUGAGUUCCUCUCUGAAGGCAUACACUACAGUGCCAUUGAGUUUGGGAACUUGCAGAAGAUCAACAAGCCUAAAGUCACGUGUGAGGACCCCGAAGAGGUGCCAGAGCCGGAGUCCUGCUCUGAGCACCGAGCCGAGUGCGAGAGGCUGCUGACCUCUGCUGCCUUCGAGGACUGCCAGGCCCGAGUGCCUGUGGAGUUGUACGUGCGUGCCUGCAUGCAGGAUCGCUGCCGGUGCCCCCAGGACAGCGCCUGCGAGUGCAGUACACUUGCUGAGUUCUCUCGCCAGUGCUCCCACGCUGGUGGCCGACCCGACAACUGGAGGACUGCCUCACUCUGCCACAAGAGCUGCCCUGGGAACAUGGUGUACCUGGAGAGCAGCUCGCCCUGCGUGGACACCUGCUCACAUUUGGAGGUCAGCAGCUUGUGUGAGGAACAUUACAUGGAUGGCUGUUUUUGCCCAGAAGGCACUGUGUAUGAUGACAUCACCAGCAGUGGUUGCAUCCCUGUAAACCAGUGCCACUGCAAACUGCACGGACACCUAUAUAUACCAGGCCAGGAGAUCACCAAUGACUGCGAGCAUUGCGUUUGUAAUGCUGGUCGCUGGGUGUGUGAAGACUUGCCUUGCCCUGAGACCUGUGCCCUGGAAGGUGGCUCCCACAUCACCACCUUUGAUGGGAAAAAGUUUACCUUCCACGGGGACUGUUACUAUGUCUUGACCAAGGGUGACCACAAUGACUCCUACGCCGUCCUGGGUGAGCUGGCCCCUUGCGGCUCCACAGACAAGCAGACCUGCCUGAAGACGGUGCUGCUGCUGACCGAUAAUAAGAAGAACGUGGUGGCCUUCAAAUCGGACGGCAGCGUGCUGCUCAAUGAGCUGCAGGUGACCCUGCCCCACGUGGCAGCGAGCUUCUCCAUCUUCCAACCCUCCUCCUAUCACAUUGUCAUCAACACCGUGUUCGGGCUGCGGCUGCAGGUCCAGUUGGUCCCGGUCAUGCAGCUCUUUGUGACUCUGGACCAGGCUGCCCAGGGGCAGGUGCAGGGCCUCUGUGGGAACUUCAAUGGCCUGGAGAGCGAUGACUUCAUGACAUCUGGCGGGCUGGUGGAGGCCACGGGUGCAGGCUUUGCCAACACCUGGAAGGCCCAGUCGAGCUGUCACGACAAGCUAGACUGGCUGGAUGACCCUUGUUCCCUCAACAUCGAGAGUGCCAACUACGCUGAGCACUGGUGCUCCCUACUGAAGAGGUCAGAGACCCCCUUUGCCAGGUGCCACCUGACCGUGGAUCCCACCGAGUACUACAAGAGGUGUAAAUACGACACAUGUAACUGCCAGAACAAUGAGGACUGCAUGUGUGCCGCUCUGUCUUCCUACGCCCGAGCCUGUGCGGCCAAGGGCGUCAUGCUGUGGGGCUGGAGGAAGAGUGUCUGCAACAAAGAUGUACAGGACUGCCCCAGUUCUCAGAUCUUCCUGUACAACCUGACCACUUGCCAGCAGACCUGCCGCUCCCUCUCAGAGGGCGACACCCACUGCCUCAAGGGAUUUGCACCCGUGGAGGGCUGUGGCUGUCCUGACCACACCUUCAUGGACGAGAAGGGCCGCUGUGUGCCUCUGGCCAAGUGUUCUUGCUAUCACCAUGGCCUCUACCUGGAGGCGGGAGAGGUGAUCCUGAGACAGGAGGAGCGCUGCAUUUGUCGCAAUGGGAGGCUGCAAUGUAAUCGGGUUAUGAUGAUCGGUCAGGAAUGUGCAGCCCCGAAGAUCCUUGUGGACUGUAACAACCUGACCGCUCUGGCCAUCACAAAACCCCGUCCCAUCAGCUGUCAGACACUGGUGGCUGGCUAUUACCAUACAGACUGUAUCAGUGGCUGUGUGUGUCCUGAUGGGCUGCUGGAUGAUGGCCGUGGUGGCUGUGUGGAGGAGGAGGAAUGUCCUUGUAUCCACAACAAAGAUCUGUACCUCUCUGGGGAAAGAAUCAAGUUGGACUGUAACAACACCUGUACCUGCCAGAAAGGACGCUGGGAGUGCACUCAGUACGCAUGCUACAGCACCUGUUCCAUCUACGGGAAUGGCCACUACAUCACCUUUGAUGGGAAACACUACGAUUUUGAUGGACACUGCUCCUAUGUGGCUGUCCAGGACUACUGUGGCCAGAACUCCACCGGCUCCUUCAGCAUCAUCACUGAGAACGUUCCCUGUGGCACCACUGGUGUCACCUGCUCCAAGGCCAUCAAGAUCUUCAUAGGGAGGACAGAGCUGAAGUUAGUGGACAAACAUCGUGUGGUGAAACAGCUGGAGAAAGGCCACCAUGUGUCCUACAUCACUCGUGAAGUGGGCCAGUACCUGGUGGUUGAGGCCAGCUCCGGCAUCAUCGUUAUCUGGGACAAGAAGACCACUAUCUUCAUCAAACUGGCCCCCUCCUACAAGGGUACUGUGUGUGGCCUGUGUGGGAACUUUGACUACCAGACCAAAAAUGACUUCACCACGAGGGACCACAUGGUGGUGACCAGCGAGCUAGACUUUGGGAACAGCUGGAAGGAAGCUUCCACCUGUCCGGAUGUGACCAAAACCCUGGACCCCUGCAGCCUAAACCCACACCGCCGCUCGUGGGCCGAGAAGCAGUGUAGCAUUAUAAAGAGCCGUGUAUUCAGCGUGUGCCACAGCAAGGUGGACCCCACGGUCUUCUAUGAGGCCUGUGUGUUUGACUCCUGCUCCUGUGACUCCGGGGGCGACUGUGACUGCUUCUGCUCUGCGGUGGCCUCCUAUGCCCAGGAGUGUACCAAGGCGGAGGCCUGCGUGUUCUGGAGGACGCCAGACCUGUGCCGCUGUUACCCUCGAUGCCCUGAGGAGAGGUCCAUCUAUGAUGAAGACCGGAAGAAAUGUGUCACUAGGGAAGAAUGUGGCUGUUAUAUUGAAGACGAUCACUACCUGCCUGAAACACCCAUUCCCACUGAGGAGAUCUGCAAGUCUUGCAAAUGUACCAACACCUCAGAAAUCACCUGCCAGUUUGACGAAGGGAAGGUUCUUAAUCAGACCCAGGAUGGUAUCAUCUGCUACUGGGAUAUCUGUGGCCCCAACGGGACCGUGGAGAAACACUUUAACAUCUGUGUCUCGACCACGUCACCAUCCACCACCACCCCGUUCACUACCAUCACCACCAUUGUGACAACGACCCCCGGAACAGGUGAGGCUCCUUCUGGGGCUCUUGUCGUGCAUCCAACACAGAGAACCUUUCUGGGGGCACAGGCCCAAGCCUGUACCCAGGAUGGUAUCUUCUGCUACUUGGAGAUCUGUGGCCCCAACGGGACCGUGGAGAAAGAGUUUUACAUCUGUGGUUCGUCGACAUCACCAUUCACCUCUACCACGGUUUCCACCACCACCACCACCACCACCACCACCACCACCACCCCCAUUGUGACAACGACCCCCGGAACAGAUGUGUGCUGCUUCUGGUCUGACUGGAUCAACCAGGACCACCCUGGCAGUGGCAGUGAUGGCGGUGAUCGAGAGACCUUUGAUAGUGUCUGCAGUGCUCCUGAAGACAUUGAAUGUAGGUCUGCCACGGAGCCCCAUCUCAGCUUGGAGGAUCUGGGCCAGAAGGUGCAGUAGACAACCCCAACAUCUACACCCACCACCACAGAGAGGUCAACCCUCACUUCUACUCUAACACAAACCACAACCCCAACUGUCUCUGUGACUUCCACUCCAACAUCUACCACUACUCAGACCCCAACACCCACUCCCACCACCACAGUGACCACAACCCCAGUACCUACCACUACAGAGACCUCUACUCCAUCAUCUACCACUACUCAGACCCCAGCACCCACACCCACCACCACAGUGACCACGACCCCAGUACCUACCACUACUCAGACCCCAGCACCCACACCCACCACCACAACCCCAGCACCCACACCCACCACCACAGUGACCACGACCCCAGUACCUACCACUACUCAGACCCCAGCACCCACACCCACCACCACAGUGACCACGACCCCAGUACCUACCACUACAGAGACCUCUACUCCAACAUCUACCACUACUCAGACCCCAACACCCACACCCACCACCACAGUGACCACGACCCCAGUACCUACCACUACUCAGACCCCAACAACCACACCCAGCACCACAGUGACCACAACGCCACCCUCAACCCCAACACCUACCACUACGCAGACCCCAACACCCACAACCACAGAGACCUCACCCAUAACACCUACCACCAUAGAGACUUCUACUCCAACAUCUACCACUACUCAGACCCCAACAUCCACACCCAGCACCACAGUGACCACAACCCCAACACCUAUCACUACUCAGACCCCAAAUGACAGGUACUACAGCCCCAGUGAACUGGUCUACAACAAAACCCAUGGGGACAUCUGCUACUAUGUGAACUGCUCCAUAGAGUGCGAACUCCAGAUCUUCAACUGGUCCUGCCCAACCACAACUCCUACACCCUCCACACCAACGCCCUCCCCGACAACCACAUCCUCCCCACUACCCACUACAUCCCCAAAGUCCACACCCUCCACGCCAACAUCCAUGUCACCCAAGUCUACGGCCAGCACAUCAGUCACCACUAAGCCCCCUGCGUGCCUUGACUUUGAUCCUCCAAGACAGGAGAAUGAGACCUGGUGGCUGUGUAACUGCACCAUGGCCGUUUGCAAGUAUGAUAACGUAGUGGAGAUUGUGGAAGUAGAGUGUAACCCUCCGCCCAUGCCCACCUGCUCCAACGGUCGCAAGCCAGUGCGUGUCAUUGACCCCAACGGUUGCUGCUGGCACUGGGAGUGUGACUGCUACUGUACCGGCUGGGGAGACCCACACUACGUCACCUUCGACGGUCUCUACUACAGUUACCAGGGCAACUGUACCUAUGUGCUGGUGGAGGAGAUCAUCCGCACGGUGGACAACUUUGGGGUCUACAUUGACAACUACCACUGUGAUGUCAAUGACAAGGUGUCGUGCCCCCGCACACUUAUUGUGCGCCAUGAGACCCAGGAAGUGUUGCUCAAGACUGUGGACCUGUUGCCCUUGAAGGUUGAGGUCCAGGUGAACAGGCAGACCGUGGCGCUGCCCUACAAGAAAUACGGGCUUGAGGUAUACGAAUCAGGCAUCAACUUCGUGGUGGACAUCCCUGGGCUGGAUGCUGAGAUCUCCUACAACGGCCUGUCUUUCUCCAUCCGGCUGCCUUACCGCCUGUUUGGCAACAACACCCAGGGCCAGUGUGGAACCUGCACCAACAAUACUGAGGAUGACUGCAUCUUACCCAGUGGGGAGAUCAUCUCCAGCUGUGAGCUUGCCGCUGAUGAGUGGGUGCUGAAUGACCCCUCCAAGCCACAAUGUUCCCACCGUGACUUCACCACCAAGCGCCCAGCCAUCACAACACCAGGAGGCAUCGUCUUACCCAAGAACUGCACAGUGUCUCCUGUCUGCCAGCUCAUCAAGGACAGCCUAUUCUCCCAGUGCCACCCCUUCGUGCCUCCCAAGCACUACUAUGAAGCCUGCCUGUUUGACAGCUGCUUUGUGCCUAACUUUGGUCUGGAGUGUGCGAGCGUACAAGCCUACGCGACCCUCUGUGCCCAGGAGGGAGCCUGUAUUGACUGGCGGGUCCAUUCUCAGGGGGCCUGCUCUGUGGAGUGCCCAUCUCACAGGGUGUACCAGGCCUGUGGUCCUGCAGAAGAGCCCACCUGCCAAUCCAGCUCCUCUCAGAAGAAUUCCACGCGCCUUGUGGAAGGCUGUUUCUGUCCUGAAGGCACCACGAAAUUCGGCCCUGGCUAUGAUGUCUGUGUGACAACAUGUGGCUGUGUGGGUCUUGACAAUGUACCUAGAGAGUUUGGAGAGCGCUUUGAGUUUGACUGCAAGGACUGUGUUUGCCUGGAGGGUGGAAGUGGUAUUGUCUGCCAGGCCAAGGAGUGUAGCAGGGAGACCCAGAUCGCAUGUGAGGAGGACGGCACCUACCUUGUCACAGAAGUCAACCCAGCUGAUACCUGCUGCAACAUUACCUCAUGCAAGUGUGACACCAAGCUGUGCAAAGCAGAACGCCCCAUAUGCUUGUUGGGAUUUGAAGUUAAGAGCCAGCAGGCACCAGGACAGUGCUGUCCUGUCUACUCCUGUGUACCCAAGGGCGUGUGUGUACACCGGAAUGCUGAGUACCAGCCUAGCUCCCCAGUGCAUUCCUCCAAGUGCCAAGACUGUGUGUGCACUGACAUCGUGGACAACAGCACCCAACUCAAUGUCAUCUCCUGCACCCAUGUGCCCUGCAAAACCUCCUGCAGCUCUGGCUUUGAACUUGUGGAGGUCCCUGGAGAGUGCUGCGGGAAGUGCCAGCAGACCCACUGUAUCAUCGAGAGGCCCAACCAGCCAUACCUUAUCCUGAAGCCUGGAGACAUAGAGGAGAACCCCAGUGAUAAAUGCACCUUCUACAGCUGCAUGAAAAUCAAAAACCAGCUCAUCUCCUCCAUCUCCAACAUCACCUGCCCUGACUUUGACCCCAGUGUCUGUAUCCCGGACUCCAUCACAUACAUGCCUAAUGGGUGCUGUAAGACCUGCAUCCCUCGGAACUACACCAGGGUGCCCUGCUCCACCAUCCCUGUCUUGAAGGAGAUUUCCCACAAUGGUUGCACCAAGAAUGUCACCAUGAACUACUGUUCUGGGUCCUGUGGAACGUCUGCCAUGUACUCUGCCGAGGUCCAGGCCCUGGACCACAGGUGCUCAUGCUGCAAAGAAGAGAAGACCACUGAGCAAGAGGUGGUCCUGGAAUGCCCGGAUGGCAGCGGGCUGACCCACAGCUACACACACAUCGAGAGCUGUCUGUGCCAGGAUACUGUCUGUCAAUUCCCGCCAGCCCAGCAGGUCCGCGUCAAGCGCUCCGGCCCCCAGAUUCUGGGAAGGCAGUGAACGGGUUCUGCUAUGCGGGCCCCUUC